Molecule: messenger RNA, 611 nt
Organism: Eriocheir sinensis (Chinese mitten crab)
Lineage: Eukaryota; Metazoa; Arthropoda; Malacostraca; Decapoda; Varunidae
Exons: 2
Coding region: 4-306 (100 amino acids)
Source: RefSeq, a predicted model, not a curated record
AACAUGAAGGGCCCGGCGUUCACAGCGAUGGUGAUGGCGGUGGUGGUGAUGGGAGGCGUGCAGACACAACCCCCAAUCGACCCCAACGUCUACUGGUUCGAAUUCUACAGUAACGUUACCGCUGACGCGUGCCGCGACAAGCAGACCCUGUGUCACUCCAACGCCGCCCGCUGCUCCGUCAUCAUGGGGCCCGGGAGGAUGGACACGGAGGAGGAAGUCGCCCCCUUGAGGACCAACUUGACAAUGUGUGCCGCGGAGGUCGGGGUUACUGACGCUGACUUCUCCACCUUCACUCUCAGUAUGUGAAUAAGAACAUAAGAACAUAAGAACAUAGUGAGACUGCAAGAAGCCUAAUGGCCUACACAAGACAGCUCCAGAUUCCCCCCCACUACCACCUGUCAUCCUCGUCCAUGUAGCUAUCCACUCUACUCUUAAAACAAGCUAUCGUCCCUGCACUCACUAUGUGGUUCCUGAGUCUAUUCCAUUCCCCCGCCACCCUAUUAUUAAACCAGUGCUUGCCUAUUUCCCUGCUAAAUCUAUACUUCGAUAAGUUACAAUCCAUUACUGCGUGUCCUAUCCUGAAUGUGAAUGUGUGUGUGUGUGUGUGUGUG